AUGGAACCCACAGGACAAAAUCCCCCACAGGGAAACCACACUACAUUGACAGGUUUUAUCCUGCUUGGCUUUUCUGAUGUUCCUGACCUCCAAGGAUUUCUUUUUGGCAUAUUUUUGAUAAUCUAUGUGAUUAUUCUGAUGGGAAAUAGCCUCAUUAUUAUAAUAAUCAAGGUUGAUCCUUCCCUACGGAACCCCAUGUAUUUUUUCCUUGGGAACUUUUCUUCCUUGGAAAUAUGUUACGUGUCAGUCAUUGUCCCCAGAAUGUUAACUGAUCUUUGUACACAAAAUAGAAAUAUUUCUUUGCUCGCCUGUGCUACUCAAAUGUAUUUCUUUCUGGUCUUGGGAGCCACUGAGUGCUUUAUUCUGACUGUAAUGGCUUAUGACAGGUAUGUUGCCAUUUGCAACCCAUUACUCUACCCUCUCAUCAUGAACAACAGGAUGUGCAUGCAGUUGGCAGCUGGCUGUUGGAUGACUGGGAUUCCAGCCUACAUACCGUUCACCUACCAGAUUUUCUCUCUACCCUUCUGUGGAUCUCACCAGCUGAAUCACUUCUUCUGUGACGUACCUCCAGUACUUCAGCUUGCCUGUGGGGACACUUUGAUGAUAGAGAUAUUGAUUUAUGUGGUUGCUGUCCUAGUUGUCACUAUUCCUUUUAUGUUGAUUCUUGGAUCUUAUGUGAAAAUAAUCUCCACCAUCUUGAAGCUGCCAUCAGUAACAGGGCGAGCCAAGGUGAUCUCCACCUGCUCUUCCCAUCUCAUGGUGGUGGCUUUGUUCUUUGGAUCAGGCAUCAUUUCAUAUUUGAGACCAAAGUCCAGUCAUUCAACAGGGAUGGACAAAUGUAUUUCUCUCUUUUAUACCAUCGUGACACCAAUGUUUAACCCCAUGAUAUACUGUCUGAGAAACAAAGAUGUUAUAGUGGCAUUGAGAAAAUUCUUGUCAAAGUGGAUUGUUCUAUGA
Pteronotus mesoamericanus is the source of this 957-nucleotide messenger RNA. RefSeq names its product olfactory receptor 10AG1-like. The transcript has a single exon. Gene Ontology annotation, biological process: detection of chemical stimulus involved in sensory perception of smell; G protein-coupled receptor signaling pathway. Lineage: Eukaryota; Metazoa; Chordata; Mammalia; Chiroptera; Mormoopidae. The record is from RefSeq and is a predicted model, not a curated record. Gene Ontology annotation, cellular component: plasma membrane. Gene Ontology annotation, molecular function: G protein-coupled receptor activity; olfactory receptor activity. Bases 1 to 957 code for a protein of 318 amino acids.